CAACAGUGCAAAACUGCUUUUUCUACUGAACGCAACCACUGAAUACUAGUAUACCUAUACAGGUGCUACUACUAGAUGACUUGAUCUAUUUGGUCUGAUUUGGUCUUGAUGCUCAUUUCUCCAUACGUUAUAUUUUUCUCCAAAUUCCCGUCCGCCGCCGAUGCGAGAAUCUUUUUUUUGUAAAAACGUGUCAGUUCUCCACGAGGUUAAAAGCAUGCAGCAAUUCACAUCUGCCGCCUAAGAAGACGUACGUAACGGAAAAGAAAUGGCAUCCAUUUCUAUUAAAGCUGAUAAGCAUGUCGGUGGUGAUCAAAGGGAGAACGAUUUAUUAACGAAUUUGUCCAUAAAGGACAAGCACUACAACUUAAUUGAUGAAAGAGGGGAUCAUGAUACAUCGAAGCUAAAUGCACAAAAUGUUACAAAAGAAUUGAUUGCCAAAGAAUCUGGACGCGGAAUAACACAAUCAGAUUCUCAGUCAGCAACACAGUCUUCGUGUACAUUAUCGAUAGUGAGCACAGAUGACAAUCGUGGUAAUGAUGAUAACAAGAUGAAAAGCACCGAAUCUUCUGACAAUGAAAUGAUUCUUAUUGAUGAAGAUUCCAAUAUCCAGAAUAAGGGAAGUAACAUAGGCAAUACGGUAAGCGAACUAAGGGAGUACGAUCCUACGAUUGAUGAGAGAUUGCCAGAAACUGUCACAUUAUUGACCACACCUGAUGGAGGAAAGUUGUACUUAGUAGGAACGGCACAUUUCAGUGUUGAAAGUCAAAAUGAUGUGUCAAAAAUUAUACAAGCUGUGCAGCCUCACAUAGUUGCAGUUGAAUUAUGCAGAGCCAGAGUUGGUAUACUACAACUUGAUGAGGAAAUUUUGUUUGGCUAUGCUAAGAACAUUGAUUAUAAAACUAUUAUGGAUACCAUUAAGAGAGAAGGACUGUAUGAUGGCUUACUACACAUUUUAUUGCUAAGAAUGGCAGCUCAUGUCGCCAAGGAACUUGGUAUGCCACCCGGAGGGGAAUUCCGAAGGGCAUUUGAGGAGGCAAAGAAAGUGCCAAACUGUAUUAUUCAUUUGGCUGAUCGACCAAUUAACAUAACAAUGCAACGUGCGAUACGAUCAUUGUCCUGGUGGCAAACUAUAAAACUAGGAUGGAAACUGGCAGUAAUGAAAGAUUCUAUUACUCAAGAGGACGUCGAACUCUGUAAACAACGAUCGAUGUUGGACGAAAUAAUUGCCAACAUGAAGGAGAAGUUUCCAGUGUUGGGAGAAGUGUUUGUGAAAGAGAGAGAUAUUUACUUAACUAAUUCUCUACAGUUAUCAUGUCUGCCUCAUUGUGUUUUUAAUCAUUCUUACGAACCAGCACGUGUCGUAGGAAUCGUCGGUUUAGGACACACACCCGGCAUCAUUGAAAAUUGGGGUAAAGUCAAGCCUUCCGAUAUACCGCCUAUCAUGAGAAUACCACCACCAUCGUUGUCGGGUAAAAUUUUGAAGCAGACUGUUAAGGCAUCUGUACUUGGUGUUGUAAUUUACAUAGGUUACAGAGUUGUAGCGGUACCCGCUGCUAUCACGUUCCAAUCUCUUAAGUCAUCGGUUCAGGGACUUCUACAGAUUUGAAGUUAACAAGAAUUUGGUAUAAACUAUAAAUCGAUCAUAAGUCAGAAAAAAAUUAUAUAAUAAGAUAAAACUAUAUGUUUUGAAAUUAAUAUCACAUACAAUUAAAGAGAAUGUCAUAAUCAAAAUUAUAAACAAGUUUUAUGAUACAUACGUAGAUAUGUGACAGAUACUGAAUUUAAAUUUUUAGAGAAAUAUGUUAUAUACAUUUAUAUAUAUAUGAAUAAAGCACGCUUCAAUUUUUAUUAAUUACCGUCAGUAUAUCUCAGUCGUUUCCCUUGCACAUUAAUCAAUGCUUCUCUCUACAAUUUUUAUUUAUUAGACGAAAGUGCUCAGGUAGAAGCAAGACAUGCUGUAUAUGUUCAUGUUAUCCAAUAAUAUUUGAUGUUACUCUCUUUUAUUUGAUA
Molecule: messenger RNA, 2010 nt
Organism: Acromyrmex echinatior (Panamanian leafcutter ant)
Lineage: Eukaryota; Metazoa; Arthropoda; Insecta; Hymenoptera; Formicidae
Product: traB domain-containing protein
Source: RefSeq, a predicted model, not a curated record